Ilyonectria robusta is the source of this 393-nucleotide messenger RNA. RefSeq lists its product as uncharacterized. The transcript has 2 exons. The coding region runs from base 1 to 393 and encodes 130 amino acids. Lineage: Eukaryota; Fungi; Ascomycota; Sordariomycetes; Hypocreales; Nectriaceae. The record is from RefSeq and is a predicted model, not a curated record.
AUGAUUCCACCCUCAUCAGGCAUAUCGAACCGUGCGAUGCAUAAGCAGCAAGCUCUUGUCGAUGUAGGCGGUGUUUCGAGGAUGGGCCUCUUGCACGGCAUGGUCAAGGCUUCGAGGGUUCAUCGGGCUCCCGUUGAUGGGGAAAUAACGGGAGAUGAGAUCCCUGGGGUCGUAGGUGCGCCACACGACUCUCCUCACUGCUUUCUGGCGCCAAAGUUGGCAAGAUUUUUCCUUGACCCAAGGCGCUACGACGAGGAUCACGGUGUAGGUGCGCUGCAAGGUGUUGUCAUGAACAUUUGGUUGGACGCGCAGCAGACGGAGGAGACACAGUUUGCCUCUGACAAUGUUCCAACGACGGCAGAGAGAAAGGAAGAAGGCGAACUCGAUAUCUAA